Molecule: messenger RNA, 2009 nt
Organism: Verruconis gallopava
Lineage: Eukaryota; Fungi; Ascomycota; Dothideomycetes; Venturiales; Sympoventuriaceae
Product: S-adenosylmethionine synthase
Exons: 4
Coding region: 313-1479 (388 amino acids)
Biological process (GO): S-adenosylmethionine biosynthetic process
Cellular component (GO): cytosol
Molecular function (GO): methionine adenosyltransferase activity; ATP binding
Source: RefSeq, a predicted model, not a curated record
GUUUGGAAGCAAAGAAUUUUAGCGGGGUAUAUGAAGCAAAUUAAAUAGCAGAGUCUGCCAGUCUCAAAACGUGGUCUCAACGAAGCCUAUCAACGACGUGCGUGGUUAAGCGAUUGCGAAAUCGCGCUAAAAUCUUUCGGCAUUUAUUUUUCGGGACGCUGAUUUCAAGAUUCUUAAAAGACCUCAACUCUUCGCUCCCGUACAUAUUCGGUCGUUGCACCCUCGCUCACUUACUCCAGUAACCGGGAGCUACUGAAUUGUUUUUGCGAUUCUUUUUCUUCGCACACUCUCGUCCUUAUAAUCCAGUUCAAAAUGACGACCAACGGCGUCAAAACCCCAACAUUUCUCUUCACCUCCGAGUCGGUGGGAGAGGGACAUCCAGACAAGAUUGCCGACCAGGUGUCCGAUGCUAUUUUGGACGCAUGUCUUGCUGAAGAUCCACUCUCCAAGGUCGCGUGCGAGACUGCGACCAAGACUGGCAUGAUCAUGGUCUUUGGCGAGAUUACUACAAAGGCACACCUUGACUAUCAGAAGAUCAUCCGAAAUGCUAUCAAGGACAUCGGCUACGACGAUUCAAGCAAGGGCUUCGAUUACAAAACCUGUAACGUGCUUGUCGCGAUCGAGCAACAGUCUCCCGACAUUGCUCAAGGUCUACACUACGACAAGGCUCUCGAAGAGCUUGGAGCCGGUGACCAGGGUAUUAUGUUUGGUUACGCUACGGAUGAGACACCGGAGAUGCUUCCACUAACCGUUAUCUUGGCGCACAAGCUUAACUCUGCUAUGAAGGAGGCACGCAACUCCGGUCGUCUGCCGUGGCUGCGACCAGACACUAAGACUCAAGUUACGGUUGAGUACAAGCACGACUGUGGCGCCGUUGUGCCUCUUCGCGUUGACACAGUUGUUGUCAGCGCACAGCAUAGCGAAGACAUCACUACGGAGCAGCUACGAAAGGAAAUCAAGGAGAAGAUCAUCAAGGAAGUCAUUCCAGCCAAAUACUUGGACGAGAACACCAAGUACCACAUCCAACCAUCUGGCCUCUUCAUCAUUGGUGGUCCUCAAGGCGAUGCUGGCCUGACUGGUCGUAAGAUUAUUGUAGAUACUUACGGUGGCUGGGGUGCUCAUGGCGGUGGUGCCUUCUCCGGCAAGGACUACUCCAAGGUGGAUCGCUCGGCCGCGUAUCUGGCCCGUUGGAUCGCCAAGUCCCUCGUCAACGCCGGUCUUGCCCGCCGCUGCCUCGUUCAGCUCUCCUACGCAAUUGGCGUUGCUGAGCCUCUCUCGUUGUUCGUUGAGACUUACGGCACCUCUAGCAAGACCUCCGAGGAGCUUGUCCAGAUCAUCCGAAACAACUUCGACAUGAGACCCGGUGUCAUUGUCAAGGAGCUUGAUCUCACCAAGCCAAUUUACAACCAGACUGCGAAGAAUGGCCACUUCACAAACCAAAACUUCGCCUGGGAGAAGCCAAAGAAGCUCAUCUUUUAAAUGAUCCUUUUUUUUCCCACGAAACUUCAACAUCUAAUCAUAUAUCACGGGCGGCGUUUGUGACUAUCUGUUCAUCAUGGAUCUGUUCUUUUUGUGGCGACGAGACGAGUUUAAAGAUCGAAUGCUAUACGGAAAACAGACACGUUUCUUUUCCUCAUGCAUAUUCAACAUAGACCCUUACGGAGCGGUCCAAGUGCAGAUCAUGUUUUCAAAAAAAACGACGCCGAUCAUGAUUCAUGAGCAUACAGCGCAGGCGUUAUUGAAACUAAGGGAGGCUUAUUCAACAUCUCCCAUCAAAAAGAUACCACUCCUCGGGGGUUUUUCUUUCUGUUGCUCCGCAACGACGGUUUGUUAGCUUUUCUUUAUCUUCUGCGAAUAUACCCAGACUGGGUGAUGUACCGUAUGCCUGGGCACGUUGUCUUUCCACGGCAAGCUGAAGGAUCAGGUAGUUGUAGAGGUAGUAGAGAAGAUAAUGAAAGAGAAAUGGGUUUCGCAAAUCAACUUGUGAGCCUGAACACCAGAUUUCGAAA